Eleginops maclovinus (Patagonian blennie) is the source of this 7757-nucleotide messenger RNA. RefSeq names its product membrane associated guanylate kinase, WW and PDZ domain containing 2a (gene magi2a). Gene Ontology annotation, cellular component: cytoplasm; dendrite; cell-cell junction. The record is from RefSeq and is a predicted model, not a curated record. NCBI's taxonomy places the organism in Eukaryota, Metazoa, Chordata, Actinopteri, Perciformes, Eleginopidae. Gene Ontology annotation, molecular function: signaling receptor complex adaptor activity; beta-1 adrenergic receptor binding; type II activin receptor binding. The coding region runs from base 144 to 4613 and encodes 1489 amino acids. The transcript is spliced from 22 exons. Gene Ontology annotation, biological process: receptor clustering; signal transduction.
GCUGCUGCGCGCUGACAUGGAUACAAGUGGCGUUUACUGCUGAAACUGGACACAUUACAGUGUGGUGCUGAGAGUGGGGGACUUCAAAGAGCGGUAAAACUUCUUCCACGGCCGCAUUCAUGUGAUUUUCCCUUGUUUGAGCCAUGUCCAAGACCCUGAAGAAGAGGAAGAACCACUGGACUAACAAAGUCCAUGAGAGUGUCCUUUGCAGGAAUGAGGAGGGGGAGCUGGGGCUGGAGUUGAAGGGCGGCGCAGAGAAUGGACAGUUCCCGGUUAUCGGCGAGCUUCUCCCGGGUAUAGCGGUGUGCCACAGCGGCAAACUGUGGCAGGAUGAACUCCUCCUGGAAGUCAAUGAUACCCCGGUGGCUGGGCUCACCACCAGGGACGUCCAUGCUGUGGUCAAACACAGCAAAGACCCCGUCCGACUCAAGUGUGUCAAACAAGGGGGCGUGAUAGACAAGGACCUGCGCCACUACCUCAACCUGCGCUUCCAGAAAGGCUCUGUGGACCACGAGCUGCAGCAGAUCAUCCGGGACAACCUCUACCUCCGCACCGUCCCCUGCACAACCAGGCAGCCAAAGGAAGGAGAGGUCCCGGGGGUGGAUUAUAAUUUUGUGACCGUUGACCGGUUUGUGGAAUUGGAGAAAAGCGGAGCCCUGCUAGAGAGCGGAACAUAUGAAGAUAACUUUUACGGGACCCCAAAGCCUCCGGCCGAGCCCAGCGCUCUGCUGCUAAAUGUAACGGACCAGCUGUUGCCGGGCGCCAGACCCACCUCCGAGGGCAAGAGGAAGCGUAACAAGUCGGUGAGCAACAUGGAGAAAGCCAGCAUCGAGCCCCCCGAGGAGGAAGAGGAGGAGAGACCAGUCGUCAACGGCAACGGUGUUGCUGUCACCCCAGAGUCGAGUGAACAUGAGGACAAGAGUACAGACGCCUCAGGGGACAUCGCCCCGCAGUGUGUCCCAGCAGAGGCCCCACCAGAGGCGCCCAAAGACGAGGGUCAGUCCCCGAAAAUAACCCUCCCCCAACCAGAGGAGAACGACGAGCUAGGGCUGCUGCCGGACAACUGGGAGAUGGCGUACACUGAGAAAGGAGAGGUCUACUUCAUAGACCACAACACCAAGACAACAUCGUGGCUGGACCCGAGGCUAGCCAAGAAGGCAAAGCCGCCUGAGGAAUGCAAAGAAGAUGAGCUUCCGUACGGCUGGGAGAAAAUCGAUGACCCCAUUUACGGCAGCUACUAUGUUGACCAUAUAAACAGAAGGACCCAGUUUGAGAAUCCCGUCCUGGAGGCUAAAAGGAGACUUCAGCAGCAGCAGCAGAUGCAAAGCCAGGGUCUGUCCUCACUGCCCCUCCCCACCAUCUACAGAGAGAAACCGCUGUUCACGCGGGACCCCACUCAGCUGAAAGGCAGUUUCUUUUCCACGGCACUCCAAAAGAGCAACAUGGGCUUCGGCUUCACCAUCAUCGGGGGGGACGAGCCUGAUGAAUUCCUCCAGGUGAAGAGCGUGAUCCCCGAUGGUCCUGCCGCAGCCGACGGGAAGAUGGCCACAGGUGAUGUCAUUGUCUACAUCAACGAUGUGUGCGUCCUGGGCACCACCCACGCUGAUGUGGUCAAACUUUUCCAGUCGGUUCCGAUUGGCCAAAGUGUCACGCUGGUCCUGUGUCGCGGCUACCCUCUGCCCUACGACCCAGAGGAAGCCGGCAACACCAACAACAACACCACCACCACCAUCAUCUCCCCGCUGGGCAUCAUGGAGCAGCGGCCCAUCAUGGUGAACGGCAGGACGGGCUACGACAACUACCUGGACUAUCUGUCCCGUACGGCGCGCUUUGUCACUGACCCCGGCCAGGACCAGGUCAACGCCCAGCAGCAGCUGCUCACCCCUCACCCAGGGGACACUCACCUAGACGGCUCGCUUCCUCCCACCACCGGAACCACACCUCCCGACAGCGUCUCCAUGGCGUCGUCAGGUGCGACACAGGGGGAACUACUCACCCUGACCAUGGUGAAGGGCGGGGAAGGUUUUGGCUUCACUAUCGCAGACAGCGCCACGGGCCAGAGAGUGAAACAGGUGCUGGAGCCUCAGGGCUGCCCCGGCCUGUGCGAGGGGGACCUGAUUGUGGAGAUAAACAAGCAACACGUGCAGGGAUUGGUACACACACAGGUGGUGGAGCUGCUCAAGGAGUGUGCCGUGGGAGUUGAGACCAUCCUGGUGGUGCAGAGAGGGGGAACAGGUCACUAUUCACCCUGGAAGACCCCUAAGCAGGUGCUGGAGCAGUGGGAGUCCCAGCAGGGCCAGGGCAGCCCCGCUCAGACCAGCCUGUCAGCCCCAGUUAUCCCCCACAACGCCCCCUUCCCAACACACCAUCUUCACAGGGCCUCAGUCCCAGAAUCAGCCGCCGAGGCCUUGGCCCUGGCUAAACCCGACCCCUUUGACCUUUAUGAGAAGUCCAGGGCAAUCUAUGAGAGUAGGCAACCUGGGCAACCAAGGACCAUUUUCCCUGCAGACUCCACAGGAGUGGAGUACCAGGACAUGGAGGUGCACCUGCGCAGACAGAAGUCCGGUUUUGGUUUCAGGGUGCUGGGUGGGGACGAGGCGGGGCAGCCUAUCUUGAUAGGGGCGAUCAUCGAGAAGAGUCCAGCGGAUUUAGAUGGACGCCUGCGGCCCGGUGAUGAGCUGUUGUUCGUGGACGGGAUCCCGGUGGUGGGGAAGCCGCACAGAUACGUCAUUGACUUGAUGCACGGGGCAGCGAGGAACGGCCAGGUGAAUCUGGUGAUCAGGAGGAGGGUGCUGCCAGCAGGUGAGUCCUGUCCGGAGAACGGCCGCAGCCCGGGCUCCGUGUCCACGCAGCACAGCUCCCCCCGCAGCACCGACUACACAUACGCCAACAGCACCAACCAGAUACCCAACGCCGGCAUCAGCACCGCCACCUCAGACAGGACGUCCACCCCCAACACGCAACCCAGUGACGUCAUCAUCAAUCGAAAGGAGAGCGAAGGCUUUGGCUUCGUCAUCAUCAGCUCGCUUAACAGGCCAGAGGUGUCCAGCACCAACCCUGUGCCUCAUAAAAUUGGCCGCAUCAUCGAGGGCAGCCCUGCCGACCGCUGUGGGAAGCUGAAGGUAGGAGACAGGAUCCUGGCAGUGAACAGCCAGUCCAUCGUCAACAUGCCGCAUGCUGACAUCGUUAAGCUGAUCAAGGACGCGGGCCUCAGCGUCAGCCUGAGGAUCAUACCGCAGGAAGAGAUCAGCAACCCCCCGUCAGCCCCCAGCUCAGAGAAGCAAAGCCCCAUGGCGAUGCAGCACAGCCCGAAGACCCAGCCGGCCCCCACCGCCUCGCAGCCCAACGCGGUGGCCCCGGACCCCAACCUUCCUGUCAGCCAGCCCAACCCCGUGCCCCACCAGAGCCCCGUCACCCAGCUGCCCGCCCCCCCACCUCCGACCUACACCCACGAGAGCAGUUACAGGUCUGAAGUGAAGGCGAGGCAAGAUGUUAAACCGGACAUCAGACAGCCGCCGUUCACGGAUUACCGACAGCCUCCGGUGGAUUACCGGCACCCCCCUGUGGCAGACUACAGGCAGCCCCCCACGCUGGAUUACAGACACCCACCACUGCUCGACUACAGACAACUAGCUCCUGACACACGGCAGUUCGCCAUGCCGGACUACCGCAUGCCACCAGUUCAGCUUGCGCAGGACUUUGACUUCUUCACAGUGGAGCUGGAUAAAAGCGUGAAAGGCUUCGGUUUCAGCAUCCGCGGAGGCCGGGAGUACAAAAUGGACCUGUUUGUCCUACGGCUGGCAGAGGACGGACCGGCCAUCCGUAACGGGAGGAUGAGGGUUGGGGACCAAAUCAUUGAGAUCAAUGGAGAGACCACGCGGGACAUGAGCCACGCUCGGGCCAUCGAGCUAAUCAAAUCUGGAGGCCGGCGCGUCCGACUCCUCCUGAAGAGGGGAACGGGGCAGGUCCCAGAGUAUGAUAAUUCCGCCCCAUGGGAUGCUCGCCCUUCAGCCUCCCCAAGCCUGUCGGAAGUAGGCCCUCCCAUCGACAGCCUCUCCAUGCCAUCGCCUUCAUCUCAUCUGGCCCCCGAUCCACCUCACCUGUCGCCUCUGGACGUCCCGCGAGAGCCGGUGGCACGAGACGGCAAAACGGAGCGACCGAAGAGCCCCCAGAAGGCCGAGUUGCCGAACCAGGAUCCGACCAGCCAGGGGAGGAGAGCAGCCGGGAGCAGCAGAGCCAAGAAGGAGGGUGGUAGGUCCACCCACAAGGGGCCCAGGGUCCAGCAUACUACUGAGGGGGACGUGAGCGGGGAGCCCAAACCCUCCAGGAGCAACAGAGGGAGAUCCAAGGAGAGAAACCUUCCGAGAGAAUCCACCGAGUCUCCUCAGCUCCCCCACACUAACGGGAACAGCAGGGAGGAUGCGGAGCGUUACGGGGGCGUGCAGCAGGGGGAGUCGGAGAAGAGCCUGGGAGAGAGCCGGCCCAGUCUGCCCCUUAAGAGCAGCAGUGCGGCGGGGAGGAAGGCCACGGUCUCCCCCGGGCCCUGGAAGAUCCCCGGCUCAGACAAGCUGCCCAGCACACUGCGCACAGGCACCUCCACUCUGAGCAGGUAACACCGCGGCCCCCGCAGGAUACACCCAUCUGACCCAUCCUCACUCCCUGAGCUCCGUCAGCACCCCCUCCCUCCACUCCAUCCCGAUCUCCAGAGUCAAAAACCACGGGGGGGUGCAGGGUGAUCUGGACCACGUGUUUUUAGAGUUUUAUUUAUGAUAUUGUACUCUAAAUUAUUUUGAGAAAUAUUUUACACCAACCACCUUAAGAACUGGAAAAUCAUCCACUUUAUAUAAAAAAAAAUAUGGAAGAACUAGUAGAAUGUGGGAAGAAUCACUAACUUUAAAGAACUCCCCGAGAAGAACAUGCAAAUAAAAGCAACCGGCAGGAGAAAAUGUCGGUUGUGAUUGGAUUUUUUUAUAAAUAUAUAUAUAUAUAUAUAUAUCUUCAAAGCGGAGUCUGUUUUAUGGAAUGUUACAGAGAAAGUUUGCCUGUUUUUGACGAGAGCGAAUGGAACAAAGAGUGACAGCGGAGAUGAGAUCUACUCAUCGACAGAACUUUGCCUUAACAGAGAGACAGUGUGGGCCUGGAUCUAUCAGAAGAAUAUAGACAUAGAUAUAUUAUAACGAAUAUGAAUAUGUGGGAUCAUUUUGUAAAUAAGAUCAUCUUUAAGUGAAUUGAAUCUUAGUUGAGCUGGAUUGGAAGUGGAUUUUAUUCCCAGCUAAACCACGAGUUCGACGGCGCUACAUGGACCGGAUGUGAAGCAGGUCGGGCUCUCGGCUGCGGUUCUCCGUUUUCUUUGCGCUUGAAUCAUCCCGAGGUUCAGCGGGGAUAUUUUGCCAAUCCAUUUUUCUCAUUUCUGUGCUCAACGAAAAAAAGCAAUCCGUGACGGCGAGUCCAGCCGGACGCUGAGGGGAAGGAGCUUGCAGGACAGCGACCGAAGGGCAGAGUGCCUUAGACUGAGACAGAGUGGCUUUUAGGUCAAAGGUCAAACUCCAAACCACUUAAGAGGGUUCAAAACAGGCUGCUAUACAACACCAACUCUACAGAUAUGAAUAAUAAACUGUAUUUUUUCAGAUACGAGUGUGAUACAGUGAAAUAUAUAACUUAUUUCACAAGCUUAUGUAUGAAAACAAAGUCCAUAACCAGAACUGUUGACUUUAUUUGUGCAAGUAGUUCAUUUUGCGUCAUGACAGUUUUCAUUACUGAUUUUACAAAAAGGUCUGACACUAGUAGCUCCACGGAGAUUUUCCCCUCUGGGAUGGUGUGUUCAAGCGUCAGCACAGAGCAAGGCUUUGCACCCACACCAAACUAAAGUCCUAAGAUCUGACGUGAUCUGAAGCUCGCUCACCCAACAAUCUGUGAGUGGAUGAGAGUGCUCCAUCCUGAAUAUGAAGCGUUUCUAUUGUUUCCUGAUCGGAUGAUGAGAGGAUGCACCUGUCACAGCGACUGACUGAGAUUAGUUUUUGGUGAUUCUUUCUACACUGUGUCAAAUUAACAUCUACAUGCCAAAGCUCCAUGUAGAUCAGAAACAUGUUCAGCUCACACCUGCUCCAGAAUUGGACUUAUUUGAAGGUCUUAUUCCCACGUUUACAUUUUUAUACUACCUAGAAAUUGACAAUUUGCUGAGCCCUGUACCCCUGUUGCUAUGCCUGUCAAGCUUUCCACUCUGGCUCGACACAUUUAAUAACAGAGGCUGUUUACCAACUUGAAAUUCUCAGUCAGUUUUGAAACAGAGUCCAUGAUUUUACACAGAAGGAAACAAAAGCAGCUUCUCAUUUCUCGCCACACAAGCUUUUUAAGCUAAUGGGAGGCUCCAUGAGUUGGCGGGAAACUGUCUCUGGAUGGCUUUUUUUUGCAGCUGACUUAUUUUAAAACAAGAAUCUUGCAAAAAGGGGUCUUAAAUGUCCACUUGAGGGUUCAUACCUGUGCUUAUAGGAUAUGUUACAUGUAAAAAGAGGGAAAUAAUUGUAUUUGUGGAUCAUUUGUGUCGGCUGUUGCAGGGUAGAGCACAUUGGUGCUAGUGUUUAAGAUAUGAUAGUAAAAAAUAAAAACAUUUCACAUACUCAAAUCCAAUAACAAACAGACAGAGCUGCUAACAUUAGUAAAGAAAUAUAGUAAAAUACAUACAUUUGUAACUCAAAUGUAUGUAACUUAAUGCAGAGUAUUGCUCAAACUACAGCCUCAUGCUCAUUGCUUCAAAUGUUGUAGAAAUCCAAAGCUUGACAGGUGUGCAUUGCCUGGUUACAGUUGUGAUUGAACACUUGAAGUUCGGGGCAGGGGGUUCUACGCAAAUUGUCAAUUUUGAGAUAAACAAAUCAGCGUCCGUACCCUCUCUGCAGAUGUGAAAACUGAGUGGAAAAUAUCCUCUGAAUGAGUGACACUCACUGAAAAACCGAGUCAUAAUACUCUCCUCCCUGUGCUGAGGGAAGUGCAAACAGCAUUUAAAGAAUAAAAGAACAAACAGAGACAAGUCAUUAUGUUUGCCAUUGUGAUCCGUAAUUACACAAAGAAAAAGCUGGGUGACUUUAAAGCACAAUCUCUCACAGAGGCUUUGGGAAAGAUUAGGCUGGAGAAAAUCAUCAGCCAGACCUGCAGUCACACGCAGAGGCUGUUCAGAGGAUGAAAUCACACAAAAUAGGCCAAGAACAAAAUUCAACAUUGAAAAUCUUCCUACACACUGAAUCAUUAUGCACCAUUAUUUUUAGUUUAAAGCAGACAUUUUUUAAAAAAUGCAUAUUUUUGCUCAACCUUUGCACAACUCACUGCUUUUAACAUCUGAGCUGUGUCCAUUGAGCCAAAUUGUAAAGUAGUUUGCUACCGAAAGCAAAAACAAACAAAAAAACAUCCAGAGGUGUAAUCCCCACGGCUCGGUAUCACUGUGUAGUGUUAUAGCAGUGUAUAGACCCUGAACAAAUAUCUCUAUAAAUAUGACUCCGUGUACUAUUGAUGGUCACAAAGACUGUAAGUGGAGCAACUAUUUUUAUGAAAUGCAACACUAUGGAUAUAUUAACUUUUGCAAAAAUCUUGUUUACCUGUAUGAUACUCUGAAAAGCUGUCAAAAUAAAAGAAAGUCUUGACACAACAUGAAAGAGUUAUUUGGGACAAGCUGCUGUGUCAUUAAUUAUGGGUGUUUUUUUAUUAAAGCGUACAGUUAAAGAUAACAUUGCUACUCUUCACUCGCCCCAUUUAACUUAUUCCCAGUA